AUUAAGCUCCCCCUUCUGUUUCAGAGUAGUUUUAUGAUGAUAAAAGUGAAGAUCAUGUUGAUUAUUGCACGCGUGAACGAUGGUGCAUAGUGUUGAACAUUCAGCUACUUCGGUUACUUUUUACUUUUGCUGGCAAACAUUCCGUGUUCUCAAAUAUUUGGCCUAGGCCCUAGAACACACUGUUUUAUUUGAAAGUGAAUUCAAAGACAAACGCACCUGUCAUGAUGCUGGGUAUACCCGAGAAUGCACUCUACAAAUACAGGUGUCACUUUGUGGUGGAAAACAUUGGUAAAGAUGUCAUGCUUCUCGUGAUCAAAUGGUUAGGCGAAAUUGAGAACACGCACAUCAAAGAGAAGCUGAAACAAAGUCCUGGCUUUUCUGAAACAAAAUAUAAGCGCGAGUUCAACGCAGAACAAAGAUCUAAAAUCGAUAGUAAUGCAGCUCUGAGUGGCUACGACAUAACGCUAUGUUAUAAGCUCGUGCAGAGAAUUUGUGGUUUGAAGCCCAUCACUGACCAAGAGUGGAGUGUGAACAGCAAUCCUGCAAAUCCUUCGUUAGAAUUCAAGCUUCAGACCAUUAAAAAGAUCCGUAACACCCUCGCACACGAGGAGAAAAUUUUCACAGAGCAAGAGACUCGCAUGACCAUCGAGAGCCUCCGCAAUACUUUCACUGAUAUCUUGCACGAUGCAGGAGCUCGAGCCUCUAUUGACAAAGCUGAAGUGGACGAAAAAGUAUGCGAGAUAGAAACACAUAUCAAGAAUGUUUACGGAAAAAUUCGUGAACCACUCGAUCCAAAUGACAAAGAACACUUCUACCGCCUGCAAAAUGAAGCAAGAUGCUUUCAAGUUCAGCUAAAAGAUGAACUCCUGAAACAGAGCUACGACGAAAUUGAAGAUCUUUUCCAAAAGUUGUACAAAAUUGAGCCAGCACCAUGGGCCUUGCAUCAACGAUACGAAGCCAGCCCGACGCAGGUUUUCGUGAGAGUUAAAGUGAAAGAAGACAAAGAGCUGUCAUCAAACAAAGGUGCUGAUCAAACACCUGAAGUUCCUUGCGACAAUAUUCUGGAAAUAAGAAAUCACGCUUCUCAAUUACCUGAUGUGAUUAUUUUAAGUGGAGAAGGAGGAAAAGGAAAAACUUCUCUGAUGAAGUACUUCUUGGAAGAGUACUUGAAGGGACCAGGAUGUGCGGUGCAGAAACUCGCUGAAUAUGAGAUGGUGUUGCACGUAGAAGCGAGAAAUGACCAAAUAAAAUCAUUUAAAGACCUUCUCAGGUGCACCAUACCAGCCACUUACGCCAAUAUGUCAUUGUCUUACGAUCAUCUGUCAGACAUACUUUUAGGGGUUCACAAAUUAUUUCUGAUUGAUGGUUUUGACGAACAUAAUCUUACAUCACGGAAUUUGGUGAAGGAACUUCUAAAUCUUCCCGGCAGCAACCGCUACAUCAUUACCACCAGACCUACGUCGGUCGAAGACGUCAACAUGGUUCUUCCGGACUCAAAAUCAAAAUUGAACUUGCAACUGCAAGGAAUCCCGGAAGAUCAGCACGAAAACUUCGUACUCAAAUUGCUCAGAUCUCUUAUGAAUGACGAAGAUAAGAUCCUCCAUUCGACUAAAGAGCUGAUGAAAUGUUUGCGACGCCUGAAGCAAACACUUGGAGAACAGCUCAAUACACCGCUCAAUCUCGCACUCAUAGUGCUGCUCUACGUUGUUUCUCCAGAAACUGUGAGCAACCUCACCAGCUCUUCGGACCUUUACUCGGAGCUCAGGUCGAUGAUGACCGACAAAUUGGCCUUUCGUUUAGUCAAUUGCACUGAUCUCACCGAGUCUGCUGCGAAGAAGAAAUGCAAACGUUUUUUGAAUUUCUUCGAUCAAGUAUCAUUCCGAACAUUCUGUCGAAAAGAGUAUGAAUUGAAGGACAACACGACGGAGAAGUUUGUGAAUGUUUGCGAAGAACUUGAUUUACCUGAUGAUCUUGUGCUGUCCUCAUACCUUAACACGAAAAGAUCUCUUCGUGGCAUUGGCUCAAUUAAAGUUUACACUUACCAGCAUCUCAUGAUGCAGGAGUUCGCUGCUGGAUGUCACUUAGCUAGGAAAGUAAUUCAGUUUGUGGAGGACUUAGAAUUCCCUGACGAUGCAAUUAAAGUGCGUAAAGAUCGCAUUCUCCAGUUCGACGACGAAAUUGAUGACUUCGAAAGUAGAGUUUCAAUAUCCUCUACUGAUGGAGAAAGCAAGAUGCCAGUAUUCUCUGGUCUGUCUUCGGAAAAGGCAACCAAAGCGGCAGACUCCGUCUUCAAACCUCGACGCAGAAAACUUUCUGUGAGCAACAACACUCUCUGGAAAGUCAUUCAGAAAGAAUACCCGAGGAUUUCAAACUGGGAUGAAAAUCAACGCGAAGAUUUCAUCAGCCGCGCUCAAAACGUGUUGAUGUUCAUGACCGGAGCCAUUAGAGCGACUGAUGACGAACAUCUCGUGUCAGUCGCACACGACAUUGUUCAGCUUGUCGAUGAUGAAGAAACGACGAACGGCCAGCCGUACACAGACAUUCUUAUGAGACUUGUGGCAGAAUCGGGCAAUAAUGACCACAUUACAAAAUUUGUCGCUGCCGAAGUAAAUCAAUUAACGAAAGAGAAAUACUGCAUUGUCAAGGAGAAUAGUCUUGCUGUGUUUCAACACAUUAUAAAAUUCACUUGCCCUGAGAUGAUCGCUAUUGAUAUCUGCGCAAAUCCGCUAUUAGUUUUUGAACUUCCAGAAGUGCUGCAAACUAUUUCGAAGCAAACAGUAAAGAAGCUGUCCCUGGUUUUCAGACACAUGUAUCAUGAUGGAAAUCCCGGCGAUUGCGCACCUUUUCUUGCCCCACUGAGAGACAGUACUUCGUGCGAUCUCGCCGAAUUCUGGGGAUCUCUCAGUAACGACGGUCUUGACAUGCUACCGGAAUGCUUGGGCGUCUUGAACUUGAGAUUACCUCCCGAACAAAUUGGUUACCUCAAUAAAUCUCUCGAGCGACUGAAUCUCUGGAGUUUAGGUACGGUGGUGAAUCUCAGCCACCGGCCUGAUCCCUGCACAAUCGAGGCCAUUCAGUUCGAAGGGUCGCGGCUUGUGCUCGUCGUCUCGGCAGUGCUGCGCGACUGUGCCAGUGACAUCGAGUGGGCUCUAGAUGCCCUCGAAAACUUGUGUCCCCAGGAUCGCAACAAACAAGUCACAAUAUUUGGUUUCUGGGAGACCAAACUUACUUAUGCUGGGGCCGUACUGCUGCUGGAGGGUCUUCACAGGCGCGGGUUCGUUGCUUUCGAUUUCGUGGUCAUCAGAUCGACCGAACUAAUCAAACAGACGCAGCAAGAAGAGCUCACCGAGAUGGCGCUUGCGCUCGGACAGAAGAAGUUUUUGAUCAUCAAGGACCCGUGAGCGUCUCCACUGGUGCUAUAACUGGCAUCGAGUUGGCAAUUUUGAUGGAAGUGCGUCUGGUGCUGCCGGGCGCUCUGUUAUUGUCUGUUGACAUUUGUAUUGCUUGAUUGAUGCUAAUUCAAGUGUUUCAUUAAUUAGGUUGUUGAUUUGUGAAUAAAUUAACGACUGCUUGCAUGGCAACAGUUUGUAGUCGUUUGAAGCAUAAAAUGUUUCGAUGGCGAGAAAUGGUCUAGAAAUGUAACAGAAAAGUAUAUGAAAGCUUGCCCAUUAAAGUGAUUUUCUUUUGUAAACAUUUUUGGUCAGGCACGUUUGUGAGAGUGAAAUGCAUCGGUUAAUUUUUUCAAGUGUUAUAAUCUUCGAACUUUUGACUAGGUACUAUUUUAUACAUUUUAAAUCUGUUGAGGAAGUUUAACAAAAAUUUGCUUGCCCAACACCUUUGAGUUUGAGAAACUCGAGAAAAUAAAGAAGUUUAAUUGGUAAGCAUUGACUGUAAACAACUUUUGCUUUUUGCUGUCAAGGCAAAAAUCACUUAAGUAAGUUUCUGAUUAGUUUUUAAAAGCCAAAAGUCUUUCAAUGAAAAUUUGUAACGUCAACACUGUAUAUAAGUUAUCUUUUAGUGUUUUUAUUUAAAAUCUAAGUCAUACAGGGAAUAGUCAGCCUGACAGGUGCUAACGUUAUUUGAAGCAAAAUAUAUUUAUUGGCAGUUAUUUAGGCGUAUUAAUGAAAACGAGUUUGUGUAAUUUGUAACAUAGUGGAAUGUAUACUUAGGCUUUAUAAUAUCACCCAACGUACUCUAAGAUUCAGUGAUCUGAUUAUGACCAAAAACAAUUUUAUUCACGUUUGACCAUGUGUAUAUUCUGACACGUUGUGCAAUGAGCUGUUCGUUAGUAUAAAGAGGUUUCCUUAUCUUCGCGCAAUUGAACAAAUUUAUUUUACUAAAUUUUAAUGUUAUUUUUACCUAAUAUUUUUACUAAUUUAGGCCAUCAUAGGUUACGAUUUGAGGUGCUUUAGAAAGAGCAGUGGAAUGUUUCUCGUGAGAUUCAGUUCGUUGGUGUGAAUACAUUCCUUAACAAGUAGAAUAAACUCCUGCAUAUCCAACUCAUACAAUAUUAAAAAGUUUCAGUUUAAAAUCCCGUUAUAAUUAUUAUCAUUAUUUUUAUCUUAGUUUCAAAUAAGCUUAUUAUGCUCAAAAUAUUUUGUUUGACUCUAUUCAAUUCUAUGAGAAUUCGAAAAAAAUCUUAUAUAGACGGCUUAGAGUUGAAUGAAUCAAAACUAGAAAUGAUCGAAUUGUAUGCAAAUGCAAAACCAUCCUAGAUUUGCCUCAAGAUUUUAAUGGAUGUGAACUUGAAAAAUUGUAGGUUAGAGUUGAUCCUAGAACGUCUCAUUUCGAAUGAUUCAAACGUUCUGCAUGAUUUAAUCUAAAACCAUC
Hyalella azteca is the source of this 4830-nucleotide messenger RNA. RefSeq lists its product as uncharacterized. NCBI's taxonomy places the organism in Eukaryota, Metazoa, Arthropoda, Malacostraca, Amphipoda, Hyalellidae. The record is from RefSeq and is a predicted model, not a curated record. The coding region runs from base 222 to 3401 and encodes 1059 amino acids. The transcript is spliced from 4 exons.